Molecule: messenger RNA, 387 nt
Organism: Cyclopterus lumpus (lumpfish)
Lineage: Eukaryota; Metazoa; Chordata; Actinopteri; Perciformes; Cyclopteridae
Product: protein S100-B-like
Exons: 2
Coding region: 55-387 (110 amino acids)
Biological process (GO): positive regulation of canonical NF-kappaB signal transduction; positive regulation of cell population proliferation
Cellular component (GO): nucleus; cytoplasm
Molecular function (GO): RAGE receptor binding; calcium ion binding; S100 protein binding
Source: RefSeq, a predicted model, not a curated record
AAUGUAUUUCAUGUUUGAUCUCUAUCACAAAAUACUAAUCCGAGAGUAAAACACAUGCUUUUGUAUUGUGAUUUAAAUUGUUUGUUGCAGGCCUCAAAGAAGAAUAUGUCAGACCUGGAGAGUGGCAUGGUCACUAUAAUCAACGUUUUCUACAAAUACUCCAGUCACAAGUGCAAUCUGAAGAAAGUAGAGCUUAAAGAGCUUAUUAACAAUGAGAUGAGUAAUUUCAUCAUGAAAAUCCAUGAGAAUGAGACUUUGGAUGAGCUCUUUGCGGACCUCGAUCAGAACGGAGACCUGGAGAUUGACUUCAAAGAGUUCAUCAACCUCAUCGCCAUGGUUACCUCAGCAUGCCACGAGCUCUUCAUCCCAAACAACUGUAAUAAUUAG